Molecule: messenger RNA, 729 nt
Organism: Saccostrea cuccullata (small rock oyster)
Lineage: Eukaryota; Metazoa; Mollusca; Bivalvia; Ostreida; Ostreidae
Exons: 2
Coding region: 1-729 (242 amino acids)
Source: RefSeq, a predicted model, not a curated record
AUGGAGGAAGAACCUCUAAACAACCACCCUCCCUCUCACACACCCACUCUCACACACACCCACUCCCACUCACACAACUUCUCACACAGCCACUCUCACACACAGCCACCCUCCCUCUCACACACCCUCUCACACAGCCACUCUCACACACACCCUCUCCCUCUCACACACCCUCUCACACAGCCACUCUCACACACAGCCACCCUCCCUCUCACACAGCCACCCUCACACACAGCCACCCUCCCUCUCACACACCCUCUCACACAGCCACCCUCACACACACCCUCUCACACAGCCACCCGCACACACACCCUCUCACACAGCCACUCUCACACACAGCCACCCUCCCUCUCACACAGCCUCUCACACACAGCCAGUCUCACACACAGCCACCCUCCCUCUCACACAUCGUCUCACACAGCCACUCUCACAGACAGCCACCCUCCCUCUCACACACCCUCUCACACACCCUCUCACACAGCCACUCUCACACACAGCCACCCUCCCUCUCACACAUCCUCUCACACAGCCACUCUCACACACAGCCUCCCUCCCUCUCACACACCCUCUCACACACAGCCACCCUCCCUCUCACACAUCCUCUCACACAGCCACUCUCACACACAGCCACCCUCCCUCUCACACACCCUCUCACACACAGCCACUCUCACACACAGCCACCCUCCCUCUCACACACCCUCUCACACAGCCACCCUCACACACCCUUGA